Messenger RNA from Liolophura sinensis, 2097 nucleotides. Its product is annotated as transcriptional regulator ATRX homolog. Bases 1 to 2097 code for a protein of 698 amino acids. The record is from RefSeq and is a predicted model, not a curated record. The transcript is spliced from 2 exons. Lineage: Eukaryota; Metazoa; Mollusca; Polyplacophora; Chitonida; Chitonidae.
AUGUAUGAUCAGAGUAGUCUUAUGAGUGAAACAAAGGUCACUGGUGCACUGAAGUCGGAGGAGUCUGAAAAUGUCACAAAGGUCACUGGUGCACUGAAGUCGGAGGAGUCUGAAAAUGUCACAAAGGUCACUGGUGCACUGAAGUCGGAGGAAUCUGAAAAUGUCACAAAGGUCACUGGUGCACUGAAGCCGGAGGAAUCUGAAAAUGUGACAAAGGUCACUGGUGCACUGAAGCCCGAGGAAUCUGAAAAUGUCACAAAGGUCACUGAUGCACUGAAGUCGGAGGAAUCUGAAAAUGUCACAAAGGUCACUGGUGCACCGGAGUCAGAGGAAUCUGAAAAUGUCACAAAGGUCACUGGUGCACCGGAGUCAGAGGAAUCUGAAAAUGUCACAAAGGUCACUGGUGCACUGAAGUCGGAGGAAUCUGAAAAUGUCACAAAGGUCACUGGUGCACUGAAGUCGGAGGAAUCUGAAAAUGUCACAAAGGUCACUGGUGCACUGAAGUCGGAGGAAUCUGAAAAUGUCACAAAGGUCACUGGUGCACCGGAGUCGGAGGAAUCUGAAAAUGUCACAAAGGUCACUGGUGCACUGAAGUCGGAGGAAUCUGAAAAUGUCACAAAGGUCACUGGUGCACUGAAGUCGGAGGAAUCUGAAAAUGUCACAAAGGUCACUGGUGCACUGAAGCCGGAGGAAUCUGAAAAUGUCACAAAGGUCACUGGUGCACUGAAGCCGGAGGAAUCUGAAAAUGUCACAAAGGUCACUGGUGCACUGAAGUCGGAGGAAUCUGAAAAUGUCACAAAGGUCACUGGUGCACUGAAGUCGGAGGAAUCUGAAAAUGUCACAAAGGUCACUGGUGCACUGAAGUCGGAGGAAUCUGAAAAUGUCACAAAGGUCACUGGUGCACUGAAGUCGGAGGAAUCUGAAAAUGUCACAAAGGUCACUGGUGCACUGAAGUCGGAGGAAUCUGAAAAUGUCACAAAGGUCACUGGUGCACUGAAGCCGAAGGAAUCUGAAAAUGUCACAAAGGUCACUGGUGCACUGAAGUCGGAGGAAUCUGAAAAUGUCACAAAGUAUACAGGUACACUGAAGUCGGAGGAAUCUGAAAAUGUCACAAAGGUCACUGGUGCACUGAAGUCGGAGGAAUCUGAAAAUGUCACAAAGGUCACUGGUGCACUGAAGUCGGAGGAAUCUGAAAAUGUCACAAAGGUCACUGGUGCACUGAAGCCGGAGGAAUCUGAAAAUGUCACAAAGGAUACAGGUACACUGAAGACAGAGGAAUCUGAAAAUGUCACAAAGGUCACUGGUGCACUGAAGUCGGAGGAAUCUGAAAAUGUCACUGGUACACUGAAGCCGGAGGAAUCUGAAAAUGUCACAAAGGAUACAGUCACUAGUACACUGAAGUCAGAUGAAUCUGAAAAGGUCACUGGUACACUGAAGUCAGAGGAAUCUGAAAAUGUCACAAAGUUCACUGGUAUACCGGAGUCAGAGGAAUCUGAAAAUGUCACAAAGGUCACUGGCACACUGAAGUCAGAAGAAUCUGAAAAUGUCACAAAGUUCACUGGUAUACUGAAGUCAGAUGAAUCUGAAAAGGUCACUGGUACACUGAAGUCAGAUGAAUCUGAAAAAGUCACAAAGGUCACUGGCACAGUGAAGUCAGAUGAAUCUGAAAAUGUCACAAAGGUCACUGGUACACUGAAGUCAGAUGAAUCGGAAAAUGUCACAAAGGUCACUGGUACAGUGAAGUCAGAGGAAUCGGAAAAUGUCACAAAGGUCACUGGUAUACCGGAGUCAGAGGAAUCUGAAAAUGUCACAAAGGUCACUGGCACACUGAAGUCAGAUGAAUCUGAAAAUGUCACAAAGUUCACUGGUAUACUGAAGUCAGAUGAAUCUGAAAAGGUCACUGGUACACUGAAGUCAGAUGAAUCUGAAAAAGUCACAAAGGUCACUGGCACAGUGAAGUCAGAUGAAUCUGAAAAGGUCACAAAGGUCACUGGUACACUGAAGUCAGAGGAAUCGGAAAAUGUUACAAAGGUCACUGGUACAGUGAAGUCAGAUGAAUCGGAAAAUGUCACAAAGGUCACUGGUAUACCGGAGUAA